AUGCAAAGAACAGCUUUCAAAGACUGCAUGCGCUUCCCGGGAUGCGGCGAUGCGAGUAAUCUGAAUGCUGGCGUUGACCAAUUCUUCAGCGUCAUGAACGCCCUGAUUCAAUCUGGAAGAAGGCCAAAACGACUUACCGUGGACGAAGUGACCUGGCGUAUCUUCACACCAGAGAAGCUGAACCAGUGCUCAAUGCGCGAUGUCAUGAGCACUUUGAAGGAAUUCCGCCUAGGCAUUGGAUGCUGUGACGACGAACUGCCUGAUCGAGAGGAAGAGAUCGUCGAGGAGGCUUCGUUCAUGAUUCGAAAUGGCGUCCUGAAGACAUGGCUUGGUGUCGCCUCAGAGUUGCGUGUCUUGAAGCUGAUCAUGCCCAUGCUGGCAGGUGGUCCGGCAUUUCUGAGGACGAGAGAUGUCAUUCCCGAGAAGACAUGGCCCAAAUUGCGAGAGCUCGGUCUGUCAGACUUCGAAACGACCGAAGGAGAUCUCGUAGAUCUACUCCUGCGUCACAAAGAGUCCCUCCGAAGAUUAUCGCUCUCCCACUUAGACCUCGUGGCUGGCGAAUGGGAGUCGGCAUUCCGACGGAUAGGCGGAAAGCUACCAAAGCUGCGCAAGAUCAAGCUUCGCGGUUCGUUUCUUGAGUCGGGCGCGCCUCAUCUUCACUUUGGUAUCCCCGGUGAAGCCAGUCAAGACGAUCCGAUGUGUGACACUAUUGAAGAAUGCAUCCUGUAUGGCGGUGAGCUGCCCGACUUCUCUGACUUGCUUGACGAAGAGAUAGAAUGGGACGACUCGGAAGAUGGAGACAGCUACGAUCACGAGUCGCCGAGCAGGAUUGACGAGGCGGACGCUGGCUACACGUCGGAUGGGUCUGUGGUCUCUUACAGUUCGGACGAGUUCGACAAGACUAUCUAA
Messenger RNA from Fulvia fulva, 909 nucleotides. RefSeq lists its product as uncharacterized. The record is from RefSeq and is a predicted model, not a curated record. Bases 1 to 909 code for a protein of 302 amino acids. The transcript has a single exon. Lineage: Eukaryota; Fungi; Ascomycota; Dothideomycetes; Mycosphaerellales; Mycosphaerellaceae.